AUGGCCGCUUCAAGAUUUGGAGAGAGCCAACGACAUGGCGCCCACACCAUCAACGACGCUACAUUCGACGCCGAUGAAGCCGAAGAGGAGGAAUAUGGCUUGCUAGUUCAAUACCCCGAAAACAUUGACUACUAUAGCAUACUCGGAGUCCCGCGAGAACCGCCUCCCACUGACAGCCAGCUACGCUCUGCAUACCAUCAUUUGACGUUGAGUUUCCACCCGGACAAGCAGCCGGCGCAUUUAGUCCAGGCAGCUCAGGCACAAUUUAGGCGCAUCCAAGACGCCUAUGAGACGCUUAUUGAUCCCAAAAAGCGAAUUGUCUAUGAUCUUGAAGGCGAGGAGGGCGUGAAGCGAGAAUGGGGCGCAACUGGAUCUAUGGGAAGUAGGAGGGCACAAAUUCAGAAUGGGCAUUCUGCGCAAGUUGGUCCUAGAACAAUGUCGCCGACUGAGUUUCGACGGUGGUUUCUUGCGAAAAUGAAGGCAAGGGAGAGGGAGGCUUUGGACUCUUUGGUUGGUGCUAGGGGAAGCAUGUCUAUUGGAAUCGAUGCAUCUUCUUUAGUCUCGCCUGGCGAAGAGGAAGGCUAUGUGCAGCUUAACAUGCCAACUGUACGCCCUAGUCGAUACGGUCUUGGAUAUGCAUUCAAGACAACCCUACCGGAUUUCUCGGGUCUUUGGGCAUGGGUAUCUGGCAACCAGGGUGAUGUUGAAGGGGAACCGUUACCAGAAGAUGCAAAACCAGAGUUACCUGAGGUCACCUUCCAAACUUCCAUUUCCGGUGCAGUACGAAAGACGAACCAGAAGAUUCAGGUGGAGCGCGAAGACGGAACAUCGGAAAUUAUUAAGGUUGACGGUCCAUCUAUCUUGGGCGCAGCAACAUUCAGCUUGAACGCCAAUAUCAGCCACCAAAUCACAGGCGUUGGGCUACGGGCAGGUCCUCAUUCCAAGCUGUGGUCUUUUCUCAAUGGAGUCCUAAUUGGUGGCAACGUUGAUAUCCUCCCAUCUCAAGGGCUUGCAGUGUACAUGUCAAAACAAGUGUCUCCGUUUCCCCACAGCAAGCCAUUUACUGUCACCGUCACCAGUACCAUGCCAUCUAAUCCAAGUCAACACAUGCCGGUUGUGUCGGCAUCUGUGGCAAGGCGAUUCGGCGUCCGCAAAUUCGGUUCUCUGACGUACUCAAGUGGGUUGCAUAUGUGGCCGUCUUUUGUGCAAAGCAUGUAUUCAUCUUACACGGACACAUCGCCUGACCCGAAAGAACUUUUCUUACUGGCUAGUCAACCUAGCUCGUUGCAGCUUAAGUACACCACUAUGCCCGAUGCCAUGACCGCAGAAGAAGCCGAAGAACUUGACCACCCGAACCCACCAACAAAAAAAGAGCUAUGGCAGUGGAUUGUCUCUGCUUCUCCACACGGUGGCAGUUUGAGUUUGCAAUAUGCACGUACUCUAUUUGCCGAUAAAAUCGAAGACCCGCCGCGCUCAGAAUGGAAUCUAGACGGCUACCACCCAUCUAUGUUCUCACAAAGUCGUCGUGGUGUGCGAAUCGAGGCCGAGGUGACCGCUUCUCUUGACGGCGGAAUGGCAUGGAGCAUUUCUGGACUUCGGCGAGUUGGCGAAGUUUCCAGUAUAGGAUUGGGUUUAAGUGUUCGGGAUGCGCGCGGCUUGGUCAUGGCCCUUACCUGGCGUCGUUUGGGACAGACCAUCAGAGUACCCAUUGCGAUUUGCCCCGUCGAUCUCGUGGAUGCUGAAUUGUCCGUUUGGGCUGUCAUGGUUCCCUGGCUUGCCUACGUGGGAGUCGAAUUUGGUUACAUCCGUCCUCGAGAAAGGCGCCUACGACGUGAAGCAAUCAUUCGAAAACGAAAGCUUCUAAAAUCUCAGAUUGCGGCGCGAAAAAAAGAAAGUGAACAGCAAAUAGAGAUGAUGAAGGAGCACAUUGGACGACGCCAACUGCGUGAAAGGUCCCAGGGCGGACUAUAUAUAACGAAAGCUGAGUAUGGAUAUCGAGCGCCAGAGAGCCCAGGGUGCGUUGGUGAGCGGGCAGAGUCUAAACUCAUUGAUGUGACAAUUCCCGUGGCCGCGCGAGUAGACAAAGGCCAGCUUUUUAUAUCGAAAAAUACUAGUCGGUUCCAAAUCAUCGGCUUCUACGAUCCAGCUCCUCUACUACCCAAGAUAUUAAGGAUAUGGUAUCUCUUCCGCGAUCAGAUCCAUUACGUUGAAGCCAAAGAUGGAGAAGAAGACAUUGCGAUUCCGCGGAGGGAGCAUAGAGACCCUGGUGGAGACGACAUCCAAAUAUCCUCUCUAGGAGCUGCAGUUGGUCAAUUCUCAAAAUCUCGAAUAACAGAUCUGAAGCAAAGCAAAGACGAGGACAGGGGACAAGAGGGGGGAAAAUACACAAUGUGUUUUUGUUUUCCCUCGAAAAGCUACGUUCUAGAGCCAUAUCCCCCCAAACGGCAGUGGAGAUAUGUGCGCCAGCGAGUUGGCACGAGGAUAGUGGCGAGGCAUAUUGAGCAUGGGACAAAUGUUCUUGGCAAGACUUUCGAGAACAGGCGUUCGACGACUGCAACGCUGCCGCUUACAGUGUCGUGCCGUGACUCAAACACGAAUAAUCAUUCGACAGAGGCGUGUCGUAAUGACACUGCGACGUCAACAGAUGGAGGCUACAGCGAAAACAAAAAACAAGGAGGGGAAGGGGGAAAUAAAGCUGAGGCAGAGGAAGCCAACACUGCGCAGACGAAUAAUAAUGCCAAUCAAAAGCCCACUGAUACUAGCAACAAGAGCAAAAAGAAGAGCAAGAAUGCAGCAAAAGAAAGCAAUGAUAAUGGCAACAACAAUGAUAGUUCCCAGUCGAGAAAUUCUGGGAAGGGUGAUGAGAAUUCUAGAAAUGAUGCAAGCUCAUCUAAUCAAGACUUGAAAAGUGAAAACGCCAGCGAAGAAGGCGAUAACAACAAGAAUGAUAAAUCAGGAAAUACAAGCAAUGAUCAGCCAAAGAAGGAAGAAUCCACCAAGUCUAAUAACCAGAAAGGCAAAAAGGGCAAGGGUGAAGGUGGCAACAACAAGAAUAAUAACAAUAAGAAGAACCAAAAAGGCUCCACCGCACAAGAGUCGUCCACGAAACCUGAUGCUGAGCAGUCCGAAUCUUCCAACGCGCCUCCUGAUCAGAGUGAGAACAGCAAGGACAACGACAAACCCCAAAUUUCAGCUACGAAUGAUGAGAACAACAAGAAGAAGGUGACCUUUACAGACGCCCCUACAGAAUGGGCAGUGAGUACCCCUGAUGAAUGGGGAGCGAGUGUCACUGCAACGGAGAGUGACAAGAAAGAGGGCGAUUCGAGCAUUCAAACUCAGGAUACAAGCACCAACAACGAUGCUCCUUUUACUGACUUCUUCAAUUCUGGAGAUUCAGAACAACCCAGCACUGAGAAUACAGGUGAAAAGCCUGGUGGUGGAGAGACGUCCUGGUUUUCUCCCGAUGCUGAUUCCUCCUGGCGAAAUAACAAUGAAACUGAAAACGUCGGAGAUGCUGGAAAUGCCAGUAGUAGCGAAUGGGCCAAUGGAACAAGGGAGUCUAACAACAGUUCUGCAGAGGCUACCAGUGAGUGGGAUAAUGGGGCAGCUACGACUACAACUACUGAUACAUGGAAUGGACAAACCACCGAAAAUUCCAAUGUUGAUUCCUGGCAGGACGAGCAGACCGAGGUUGGAGCAGCUGCACCUCAAAAGGAAAAGCAACUGGAUGACUCUAGAGAGCCUAGGGUAAAUAACGACAAAGUCAUGGAAUUCUGGGUUCACGAGUCCAAUGGUUCCUGGUCAUUGAAGACUGGGAAAGAAAUACGAGACAACUGCCAGCCAGGAGAGUGGAAGCAAGACGAUGCAGGCUUUCCAUAUUUUGAACGGAAAACAGAGAAUCCAACUUCUACGUGGGAUGGGCAGCAUAGUGAUGAUGCACCGAAAGCAAUGGUGCUUGAUGUACAGUGGUAA
Molecule: messenger RNA, 3972 nt
Organism: Talaromyces atroroseus
Lineage: Eukaryota; Fungi; Ascomycota; Eurotiomycetes; Eurotiales; Trichocomaceae
Exons: 7
Coding region: 1-3972 (1323 amino acids)
Biological process (GO): cristae formation
Source: RefSeq, a predicted model, not a curated record